Molecule: messenger RNA, 1934 nt
Organism: Ruditapes philippinarum (Manila clam)
Lineage: Eukaryota; Metazoa; Mollusca; Bivalvia; Venerida; Veneridae
Biological process (GO): protein ubiquitination
Cellular component (GO): cytoplasm
Molecular function (GO): ubiquitin-protein transferase activity; metal ion binding
Source: RefSeq, a predicted model, not a curated record
AUCAUGUACCAAACCCUACCUCUGACGGACAAUAUUUCUCGUGCAAUCAGUGUUGUGACAGCGGAGACCUGUGUAAUGUGUAUGGAUGUAACAGCAUUGGUUUUCCAGUAAACCGAGGGCCAAUAUGUUAUAGCUGUGAAGCGUUACCUAAGGGCCAUCCUUGUCACAGAAUAGCUCAUUGUGAAUCUCACGAAGUUUGUUUUAAUGACGCUCAACUUGAGUUUCAAACUGACAUUUUACACACAAGUGGGUGCCGUUCAAGGCACCAUUGUGCCAGUGAAACAAUUGAUCCUGAGAUAUUUGUAGGUAGAAGAACGACAAGUGUUUGUACAGACUGUUGUAGAGGUGAUCUGUGUAAUGUACAAUGUAGCCGUACAAGUUUGUGUGCCGAUGAUCCAUCUUGUACAUUUUUGAAAGUGAAUUAUGACGUGUGUAACACGCCUGAAAUCGCAAGUCAGUUCUGUAAGAAAACUUGUAACUUAUGCGCACCUUCCGGUAUGACGUCAUGCAUGAAUACAAGACUGGACUGCGCAGAUAUUGCAGCGACAGUCAAUAUGUGCGGAUCUAAACAAGAUGCAGUGAAGUACGGUUGUACGCAAUACUGUGGGUAUUGUUCUGGAGCUACAACAGGACCUGCACCUAUGGUUAGCACGAAGUACAACAACAUUGUACACACCACGUCUACCCCAUCGACUGCUUCAUAUAGCACAAAGACGUAUUCUACAAGUACUACGGCAUCAACAACAAUGAACAAAAUGCCAGUACUCCAUGUGGGAGAUAAGGUGAUCAGAGGUCCUGACUGGCACAAUGGUGAUCAGGAUGGCAAUAGUACGGGUGUGGUAAUAGCUGUCCUAAGCUCGCGUCUAAACGGUUCUGUUGUAGUAAGAUGGGACAGAACAAAAAAUCAACAGGGUUACUUUUAUGGCAGACAAGGGAAAUAUGAAGUCCAGUUGUUUGCGCGCGCAACACCGGCGCCAUUUACCAGCACGAGACCUGUAUCCACUGUGUCCGUUAUUGGACAGACGACAACUUCGGUUCAGGGGACAUCGCAAGUGAUGAGCGCAGUGUCAUCUACACCGCAGUCAACACGAUUAUUGGUAAAAGGUGAUGUAGUUGUACGGGGUCCUGAUUGGACAUGGAAGGAUCAAGAUGGUAACACGACAGGUGUGGUUACCGGAAGUUCUCUGCCAGGAUGGGUUACAGUGAGAUGGGGAAACGGUUUCGAGAACUCGUACAGAUACGGGGUUGGAGGGAAAUACGAUGUUUCGCCUGUAAAUAAAGGAUACACUUCCGGUACACCAUCAGGCACUACUACUGGAACUACAAUAAUGUAUAGCACAACAAUUGACACCAGUACAAGCACCAUCGCAAUGGUUACGCCUUCUUCGACAAACCACAUUAUUUUGUCCACAUUUGCACCUAUGGAAGCACUCCAUGACGGUGAUCGUGUCGUGAGGGGUCCAGACUGGAUUUGGGGAAAUCAGGACGGCGGUGAAACUGGUACCGUAACUUCGGUCGAUACAAUCGGGUGGGCAACAGUGAAAUGGGACAACAACUUUACAAACAGCUAUCGCUACGGAGUUCAAAACAAAUAUGACAUACAAAAGGUCGGUUCUCACGCAGCAACGACGCCUCCUCGAACAUCCACCAUUAGUGACAGGCCUUUAACUACUGCCCCGCCUACAGCUGGGGCAGGUUUAGCCAAUGCUCUGUAUGUUGGUGGUCGAGUUCAACGUGGUGUGGAUUGGAGAUAUGGUGAUCAGGAUAGUAAUGGCUUUGGCACAAUCCGCGAACUACCUCCCAAAGUUCCAGAGGGCUGGGUUCAAGUAGAAUGGGACAACGGUUAUAUAAAUAAUUAUAGAGUUGGUGCGGAUCAGGCGUAUGAUGUCAUGUUUGUACCCGGCCACAGUAUAGACCCAUCUUUGCACGGUUAA